This is a messenger RNA of Gadus chalcogrammus (walleye pollock), 954 nucleotides long. Its product is annotated as receptor for retinol uptake stra6-like. NCBI's taxonomy places the organism in Eukaryota, Metazoa, Chordata, Actinopteri, Gadiformes, Gadidae. Gene Ontology annotation, molecular function: signaling receptor activity; retinol transmembrane transporter activity. The transcript has 10 exons. Gene Ontology annotation, cellular component: plasma membrane. The record is from RefSeq and is a predicted model, not a curated record. The coding region runs from base 1 to 954 and encodes 317 amino acids. Gene Ontology annotation, biological process: vitamin A import into cell.
AUGAAUCAAAGCAAAGUGGAUCCCAAGCCCUUUGAGUACACGUAUUACGACUAUUCGGAUUGGUACUCAAACAACCAGGAGCCAACCAAGCCACCAAUCAAAGUAAUACAGCCAUGUGACCACACAGCCGACGACAGAAUCUUCCAUGUCAGUGUCCUGUCAAUAUCUCUCGUUAUGAUGUUGGUCCUGGCCGUUCUGAACAGGAAACACAAGCUGUGUGGGGGGUUCGCUCGCGGUUCUUCGGGCAUCUUCAGUGCGGUGAACUUCCUGGACCAGACCCAGAGCAAAGGUCCCGCCAUGGCCGUCUUUGGGCUGGUGUUCAGCAGACUGGCGGUGUUGGUUCUCUCCCCGAACCCCCUCCCGUUCCUCAAAGAAACUCCGGCAGAAAUGAAAGAGUACAUGAAGAUCCUGGCGGUGUUCUACUACCCGCUCCUGUACUACCCCCUGCUGGUGUGCUGCACCCUGCAGCACAGAGCCGGCUACGCCUUCGGGAGCCUGCUGGCCCUCAGCCACUUUGGGGUUCUGUUCUGGCAGAAGGUGGACUGCCCCGAGACCACAGAGAUCUACGCGUAUUACGCUCUACUGGCCAGUCUGCCCCAGCUCGCCUGCCUGGCCUAUCUCUGUGUCCAGUUCCCCCUGCUGUUCUUUAAAGGCCCCGAAACAGAUGAGGACCUUGACAGUAAAUACUACCAAGACUACGUCAAGGCUCUUCUGAAGAAAAAGCCCUCAAUCUCCAGCUCUAUAAACAUAGACAAACCAAAGCUGUCGGAACGAUUACUGGAAGCAGUCAAGGGUUACAUCUAUACACCAGACAAAGUGUUCCGUUUCCCACUCAAGAUGUCCAUUUCAGCCUUUGUUGCUUUAGUGGCAAUGUAUCAUGGCUACCCUACGGAGGCUCAUGGGGGGCCCUGGCAGACCGAUGGAGAUGAUGGGGGUCUGAGAGGGCUGGACUGA